Molecule: messenger RNA, 533 nt
Organism: Sipha flava (yellow sugarcane aphid)
Lineage: Eukaryota; Metazoa; Arthropoda; Insecta; Hemiptera; Aphididae
Exons: 4
Coding region: 1-474 (157 amino acids)
Source: RefSeq, a predicted model, not a curated record
AUGGCUUCUUCAUCAACACUUGCUGCUUCACCACAAACUGAUUUAAAAGAAAUAUUAUUUCUUUUCCGAAAUUUUUCAAGCCAGCCAUUAGAGCCUUUAAAAUCAAAUCCGUGCAUUUCAGAAAAAGAACAAAUAAGACUUGACCUAAUAAAAGAACAGAUAAAACCAGCUGUUUCAUUGGGAAAUGAGAAAAAGAGGUCAGCAACUAGCGAUCGGUCUCGAGUGAAACGAACAAAGUUGGAUGGAUUUGAUAAUAUUACAGUGAAACAAGAAUCAGUUGAAUCAGAACCAAUUAGUAUUCCAUUGAUUAAAAAAGAGACGGAAGAAGAAAUAGUACAAGAGAGGCAAAUUGAAGUUGAACCUAUCAGUUUAACGGCUGAUGAAAUACUUAUGGCAGAAGAAGGUCAGGCUGCUGCAGCGAUGUUGUUAGAGAUAAUGAGUGAUGUGGAAGAGAAGUAUAAUAAUUCGCCAUAAAUAUUGUCAUCACCUUCAUCUACACCUCCACCAUCUGAAAACAAUUUAGAGUCCAAGUA